AUGUCCCUCCCCACCGAACUCCACAUCCAAAUAUCCUCCUACCUCUCCUACCCCGACGCCCUCGCCCUCAAACACACCAACCGCCAUUUCUAUUCCCUCGUGUAUACGAGCAUCCACCUCAAAAUAAACUGGCUGCUAUGGAGGUUUGAGCACAAACUCGAGUGUCCUCGAAACGAGGACUGUUCCUUGAGGACGGAUGCAUCGUUUUGUAGAAGCAAAACAGUCAGGAAGAUUAUGGAGAGGAGGAGGAGGCACCUAGAGUGUAGGUCGGGCGAGGGGGGCUGUUUUGUGGUUUUGGGAGGGAGUUGUAGGAGGAAGGAGGUUGUACCGGGGUGGGUGCGGAGGGGGUUUAGGGGCUGGGGGGAUGAAGUGUUGAUAUAUGGGUUGUUGUUUGUGUUUUGGAUGGCGGUUUGGAAUGUGGUUAGGAUAUCGAUGCUUAGUUGA
Molecule: messenger RNA, 444 nt
Organism: Talaromyces marneffei
Lineage: Eukaryota; Fungi; Ascomycota; Eurotiomycetes; Eurotiales; Trichocomaceae
Exons: 3
Coding region: 1-444 (147 amino acids)
Molecular function (GO): protein binding
Source: RefSeq, a predicted model, not a curated record